GGUUACUGUACGAUUUAAUGUUGAACUUGUUGGUUUAAUUUUGCCUGUUUUAUAGCUAAUAUCAUCUACAAAACUAUGUCCUAGUCCUCGGAGAGUGCGGGAAUAUGGCACUGAACAUUAGGGUUGUAUAGUCUCAUACUAGAUCUGAAUUGUGAAGAUGCAUCCUGAUUAAACAUAGAAGUACAAAGAUGAAGUGUUGACAGAGUCAUCUCUAACAAUGUCAGUCAAUGGUGAUGACAAAGGUCUGAAAUGCGAAUUCUGCUUAAAAUAUUUCACAUGCAAGUUCAAACUAAAAGCACAUACGCGUGUGCAUACUGGUGAGAAACCAUUCAAAUGUGAAGUGUGCAAAAAGUAUUUUGCAUGGAUUGCCAACUUAAAACAGCAUAUGUUUGGUCAUGCUAGUGGUCGAUCUAGUGAAAAAUGUGAAAAACGCUUCAAAUGUGAAGUGUGCACAAAACGUUUUGCAUACAGUUCCAUAUUAAUACAGCAUAUGUUGAUUCAUACUGCCGAAAAACCCUUUGAAUGUAAAGUGUGCACAAGACGUUUUUCAAGGGGUUCCUACUUAAAACAACAUAGUUUAAUUCAUACCGGUGAAUCAUCUUUCAAAUGUGAAGUGUGCGCACACGUUUGUACAAGCAGUUCCAUCCUAAGACAGCAUAUGUUGAUUCAUAAUAAUGAAAAAGGUUUCAAAUGUGAAGUGUGUACAAAAUGCUUUACACGCAGACAUACUUGAAACUCCACAUGACCAUUCAUACUGGCGAAAAACGUGUCGAGUGUGAACAGUGCUCAAAACGUUUUACAGAUGUUGGACAUUUAAAAAGACAUAUUGUGAUCCAUUCACAUGAAAAACCUUUUAAAUGUGAUGUUUGCCCAAAAUGUUUUCGACACAGAUGCAACUUAAAACGCCAUAUGUUUAUUCAUACUGGGCAGAUGCCUUUUAAAUGUAAAAUAUGCACAAAAACAUUUACAAACGGUUCACUUUUAAAAGAGCAUAUGCUUAUUCAUACCGGUGAAAAAAACUUUACAUGUGACGUAUGCACAACAUAAUUUAGUCACCAUAGCAGUUUGAAACGACAUUUCUCGAUCCAUACUGGUGAGAAAACAUUCCAAAGUGAAGUAUGCAAAAAACGUUUUGCAAAUAGAGAUGGUUUGAAACAGCAUUUAUUGAUUCAUACUGGUGAAAAACCUUUUAAAUGUGAAGUGUGCACAAACUGUUUUUCAGUCAGGGCUGUCUUGAAACAGCAUAUGUUGAUUCAUACUGGGGAAAAACACUUUAGAUGUGAAGUGUGCACAACAUCCUUUAGGCACCAUAGAACUUUGAAACGGCAUAUGUUGAUUCAUACUGGUGAAAAACCGUUCGAAUGUGAAGUGUGUAAAAAACAGUUUACAUCCAGCUCUAUCUUAAAACAACACAUGUUGAUUCAUACUGGUGAAAAACCUUUCGAAUGUAAAGUAUGACAAAACAUUUUGCAUGCAGUUCUGUCUUAAAACAGCAUAUGUUGAUUCAUACUGGUGAAAAACACUUAAUAUGUGAAGUGUGCAGGACAACCUUUAGACAACUUACUACUCUAAAACGGCAUAUGUCGAUUCAUACUGGUGAAAAACCUUUCAAACAUGAAUUGUGCACCAAACGUUUUACAAAGAGUGGUAAUUUAAAGAAG
Molecule: messenger RNA, 1661 nt
Organism: Gigantopelta aegis
Lineage: Eukaryota; Metazoa; Mollusca; Gastropoda; Neomphalida; Peltospiridae
Product: zinc finger protein 737-like
Exons: 2
Biological process (GO): regulation of transcription by RNA polymerase II
Molecular function (GO): RNA polymerase II cis-regulatory region sequence-specific DNA binding; DNA-binding transcription factor activity
Source: RefSeq, a predicted model, not a curated record